CCGCAACCAUUCUGUAAUCCCAGGUCCAAUUGUCACUCCACAACCUCCCAACUCACAUAGGACUCGCUCUGGUUGGCCCUGCUGAUGUCGAUGCCGUAAAUAAGCCACCAAGCAGCCCAAGCAAAGCGCAGUCAACAUGGCAUCCCCUUCAAUGCUCACCAAAUUUGAGAGCAAGAGCAGUCGCGCAAAGGGACUUGCGUUCCAUCCCAAGAGACCAUGGAUCCUCGUCAGUCUACAUAGUAGUACUAUCCAGCUGUGGGACUAUCGCAUGGGAACCCUGAUCGACCGAUUUGAAGAGCACGAUGGCCCGGUUCGAGGAAUCGACUUUCACAAGACACAACCUUUGUUCGUCUCUGGCGGCGAUGACUACAAAAUCAAAGUUUGGAACUACCAGACAAGAAGAUGUCUUUUCACCCUCAAUGGCCAUCUUGACUAUGUCCGCACAGUCUUCUUCCACCCAGAACUCCCCUGGAUUCUAUCUGCAUCUGAUGAUCAAACCAUCCGUAUUUGGAACUGGCAGAAUCGAUCCUUGAUCUGUACAAUGACCGGCCACAACCAUUAUGCCAUGUGCGCACAAUUUCACCCCAAAGAAGACCUCAUUGUGUCAGCCUCGUUGGAUCAGUCAGUCCGUGUCUGGGACAUCUCAGGCCUCCGCAAGAAACACUCCGCACCCACAUCCAUGAGCUUUGAAGAUCAGAUGGCUCGUGCAAAUCAACAGCAGGCUGACAUGUUUGGCAACACCGAUGCUGUGGUCAAAUUCGUCCUCGAAGGACACGACAGAGGUGUCAAUUGGGUCGCUUUCCACCCCACUCUUCCGUUGAUUGUGUCCGCGGGAGACGACCGUUUGGUCAAAUUAUGGCGAAUGAGUGAAACCAAGGCUUGGGAAGUCGAUACCUGUCGUGGUCAUUUCCAGAACGCCUCAGCCUGCCUAUUCCAUCCCCAUCAGGACCUCAUUCUAUCCGUGGGCGAAGAUAAAACAGUAAGAGUAUGGGAUCUCAACAAGAGAACAUCGGUGCAAUCUUUCAAGAGGGAAAAUGAUCGUUUCUGGGUCAUUGCUGCCCACCCCGAGAUCAAUUUGUUUGCUGCAGGCCACGACAACGGUGUCAUGGUCUUCAAAUUGGAAAGAGAAAGGCCCGCAUCUUCUGUCUACCAGAAUCAGAUCUUCUACAUCACCAAGGAUAAACAUGUCCGAUCCUACGACUUUAGCAAGAAUACGGAGUCUGCUUCUUUACUGUCACUUAGAAAGUUUGGCAGUCUAUGGGUUCCUCCGAGGACUCUAUCCUACAACCCAGCUGAAAGAUCAAUUCUUGUCACCUCCCCUGCCGAUAGUGGUUCAUACGAGCUUAUUGGUCUACCCAAAGACGCAGUGGGUGCCACAGAUCCGACCGACCUGAAGAGAGGCGCUGGGAAUGCUGCAGUCUUUGUGGCUCGCAAUCGAUUCGCCGUCUUUUCCGUCUCCACCCAGCUAGUUGAGAUCAAGGAUCUUAGCAACUCGACUACAAAGUCUUUCAAAGCCCCUAGCGGCACGACGGAUAUUACCUACGGCGGGACAGGAGCUCUGCUUCUGAUCACCCCAACAUCGGUUUUCCUUUACGACAUUCAGCAGAAAAAGCAACUUGCUGAAUUGAGCGUUAAUGGCGUCAAAUAUGUCUCUUGGUCCAAUGACGGUCUGUAUGCAGCCCUGCUGAGCAAACAUAAUGUCACCAUUGUCAACAAAUCUCUCGAACAAGUCAGCACUCUACAUGAAACCAUCAGAAUUAAGAGCGCCACCUGGGACGACUCAGGAGUCCUUCUCUACUCAACUCUAAACCACAUCAAGUACACUUUACUCAACGGUGACAAUGGCAUUGUCCGAACUCUCGAUCAAACAGUCUACCUUGUCAAAGUGAAGGGACGCAACGUGUAUGCUCUCGACCGAGCUGCAAAGCCUAAGGUUCUCAGCAUCGACCCCACGGAGUAUCGCUUCAAGUUGGCCCUUGUCAAGCGAAACUAUGAUGAAAUGCUUCAGAUCAUCAAGACUUCAAGUCUUGUUGGUCAAAGCAUCAUUUCUUACCUACAAAAGAAAGGAUACCCCGAGAUCGCACUGCAAUUCGUCCAAGACCCUCAAACCCGUUUCGAACUUGCCAUUGAGUGCGGGAAUCUCGAAGUCGCAACUGAAAUGGCAAAGGAGCUGGACAGGCCUAAGAUUUGGCAGAGACUCGGCGCUGAGGCAUUGAUUCACGGCAAUCACCAAACAGUCGAGACUGCCUAUCAGAAGCUCCGUCAGUUUGACAAGCUGUCUUUCCUUUAUCUCUGCACAGGGGACGAAGAAAAACUCACCCGUAUGUCAAAGAUUGCUGAGCAUCGAGGUGACUUUGUCUCUCGUUUCCAGAAUGCACUCUACUUGGGCGACGUGGAGAGCAGGAUCCAGAUGUUCAAAGAAAUCGACCUAUAUCCUUUAGCAUACCUCACCGCGAAAUCCCACGGACUUACAGAAGAAGUCGAGUCCAUUUUGGAAUUGAGCGGACUGACAGAGGAUCAAAUAUCACUUCCCACUACAGGAGACGCUCUUGGCCCUGUCAAGCCGAUCGUUCCUUCGUACAAGGCGAACUGGCCGGUGAAAGAAGCGUCUCACUCGUCCUUUGAGAAAGCGCUUCUUGGAGAGGCUGGCGCGGUUGAAGAAGAAGAGACCCCAGACCUCCUCAAUGACGAUGCGGCCAUCGCAACGGAUCGAAACGGACUUGUUGCGGAUGAUGAUGCAGACGCAGGGGAUGGCUGGGACAUGGGUGAUGACCUCGGUCUUGAGGCAACAGGCAAUGACUCGGAUUUUGUCAACGUUGACAAUGCCGACCUCCCUCAGGAUGCCAGCGGACCGGGUAGCUCCGAAGCCGACUUGUGGGCACGCAACUCUCCACUGGCCGCGGAUCAUGUUGCCGCAGGAUCAUUUGAAAGUGCCAUGCAACUGCUCAAUCGCCAAAUUGGCGCCGUCAAUUUCGCCCCUCUCAAGCCUAGGUUUUUGGAGAUCUAUCAGGCUUCCAAAACCUAUCUCCCCGCCAGCUCCGGUCUACCAGCCAUUGUCAACUAUGUACGGCGUACUGUUGACGAGACUGACGGACGCAAGGUGCUGCCGGUGAUUCCACGCAGUCUCGAUUCGCUUACUGGGGCCGAUCUCCAAGAGGGUUACACAGCCAUGCGUACGAAUAAGCUAGAAGGAGGUGUUGUUACUUUCCGACAGAUUCUACACUCUCUUCUCGUCAAUGUUGUCAGCUCAGAAGCUCAAGUGGACGAGGCUAAGGCUUUGAUUGCCAAAUCGACCGAGUACACCCUGGCCAUGUGCGUUGAACUUGAGAGACGCCAGCUUGCUGCGCUCAACGAGGAUAGCGAGGAGAGUCUGAAGCGACAGCUUGAGCUCUCGGCAUACUUUACACUUCCCAAACUGGAUGUUUCUCAUCGCCAGCUGGCACUAAUCUCGGCCAUGAAACUGGCGUUCUCCAGCAAGCAAUUCUCGAGUGCCCUGUCGUUUGCUAACCGCAUUAUUGCCAAUGGAGGCACUCCGAAGUUUGUUGAACAGGCAAAGAAAGUCAAGCAACAGUCAGAACGAUCUGGAUCAACUGACAAGAUCGAUAUUGAAUACGACCAAUUUGCCGAAUUCGACUUGUGCGCAGCUUCUUAUACACCUAUCUACACAGGAGCUCAAAGCGUGUCUUGUCCAUUCGAUGGAUCGAAGUACCAAACUGAAUUCAAAGGGCAAGUUUGCCGAAUUUGUGAAGUUUGCGAGAUCGGUGCAGCAGCUAGUGGAUUGAGACUUUGGGUGAAGGGUUUGUGAAAUACUAGACGAACAAUGAACGGAUGAUGAGCCCCAAGGACCACCCAGACUCGGCAUUGCUGUGUGUUGGCGCCAUGAUGUUUGUAAGCGAGAAAACGGUGGACCGUUGGCAAGGUGUGUCUCAUACAUAAGAUCUGAUGCGAAUGAGGCCUGGUGACUGGUCAUGGUGGCAGUUCUUUGUAAGGUGCAGUACAAGGCAUGAAUUUCCAUCCCAUCAGAGCUUCCAGACCUACAAUUGUGGAGAUACAAUGGCACUGAUGAAGGCAUGGUGAGCCUCAGAGCAGCAGCUGGAGUGCUAGGGACACUCUAUAUCACUUGUCAUGCCCAGGUGCUUGAUACAGACAUCUGAAUGAAGAAUGAAGAAUGUUAUUGAUUGGGAG
Exophiala mesophila is the source of this 4185-nucleotide messenger RNA. RefSeq lists its product as uncharacterized. Bases 137 to 3805 code for a protein of 1222 amino acids. Gene Ontology annotation, molecular function: protein binding; structural molecule activity. The record is from RefSeq and is a predicted model, not a curated record. The transcript is spliced from 5 exons. Lineage: Eukaryota; Fungi; Ascomycota; Eurotiomycetes; Chaetothyriales; Herpotrichiellaceae. Gene Ontology annotation, cellular component: COPI vesicle coat. Gene Ontology annotation, biological process: intracellular protein transport; retrograde vesicle-mediated transport, Golgi to endoplasmic reticulum; intra-Golgi vesicle-mediated transport.